GGUAAAGAAAGAGAUAGGCGUGGUUUUUGUGUGUCAUCAGAUUCUCUUCCGCAGUUCGCUCUCAACCAAACCAUUCUUUGAAAUCUCUCUGUUAACAAAUCCCCUCUUCAAUCUUAUUUGCCAUUGGAGCUUCUGCUUUCCAAACCAUCGUUAUAUUGCAUUACCAACUUCGAUCUGCUUCCUACUUUGGUUUUACCUCUAAAAGAGUGAAUGGCUAUGGCGCAAAACUUCUUUGAACCCGAGGCACAUUUUGAACUGGAUGGAGACGUUUCGCUCAAGCAGAAAUGGAGAUCCAUACCAUCCUCCAAAAAAGUAUCUGAAAAUGAUAACGGCUCCUUCGAGUGCAACAUAUGCUUAGACUCAGCAAGUGACCCUGUGGUCACCCUCUGUGGUCACCUGUAUUGCUGGCCUUGCAUUUACAAGUGGCUUCAGGUCCAGAGCUCAUCUGAUGUUGAACCAGACCAGAAGAAUUGCCCGGUCUGCAAGGCCAACAUCUCUCAUGCCUCAUUGAUUCCCCUCUAUGGUCGUGGUAGAUCCUGUUCAGAUUCUGAAGCCAAGAAACCCAAUUUGGAUUUGGUUAUACCUCGUAGACCACCUCCUGGAUUGAAUACUAUAAUCACUUCUACAACGUCUACAUCGCAUCCAAAUCAGCAACUCCAUCCAAAUUAUUUCCAGUCGCAAUCGCAGUCAUUCCAUCACCCAUACUUUCCCCAUUCUUAUGGAGCUUAUGCAGCAAACAUGUCAUCGUCUAACCUUGGCGGCGCAUCGAUCUUGUUCAAUCCGACAAUUGUGAUGUUUGGAGAACUGGUUUUCUCGAGGAUGUUUGGGAGCUCGGAUACAAAUUUGUUCCCUCAUCCUCCUAUGAAUUCUUACCCAUCAACAGGAAGUGGCAGCCCUAGGAUGAGAAGGCAUGAAAUGCAGUUUGACAAAUCGCUCAACAGAGUGUCCAUCUUUCUCUUUUGCUGCUUGAUUUUGUGUCUUCUCUCGUUUUGAGUUUUUUGAUAUUUGGCUCCACCUUCUGUAUAGUUGUAGGCAUGAGAUUUUGUGAACAUAUAGAAUAUGAAUAUGCUGUUAGAGCGGCCAAUUCUUGUGAGAUAUCAUAAUCAUUUAAUCUGUAUAUAAUGUUAGAUAUCGAGCGGUUGAUCUUUUAUUAUUUAUGGAUCUAUAUUCUCUAUUGUAAACAUACUUUUGACAGUAAUAUUGAUAUAAUAAUAAUAAUAAUUAUUAUUA
Messenger RNA from Ziziphus jujuba (common jujube), 1230 nucleotides. RefSeq names its product E3 ubiquitin-protein ligase RMA1H1. NCBI's taxonomy places the organism in Eukaryota, Viridiplantae, Streptophyta, Magnoliopsida, Rosales, Rhamnaceae. The transcript has 2 exons. Bases 211 to 993 code for a protein of 260 amino acids. The record is from RefSeq and is a predicted model, not a curated record. Gene Ontology annotation, cellular component: endoplasmic reticulum. Gene Ontology annotation, molecular function: metal ion binding; ubiquitin protein ligase activity; ubiquitin-like protein conjugating enzyme binding. Gene Ontology annotation, biological process: ubiquitin-dependent protein catabolic process.